This is a messenger RNA of Trematosphaeria pertusa, 879 nucleotides long. RefSeq lists its product as uncharacterized. Bases 1 to 879 code for a protein of 292 amino acids. The record is from RefSeq and is a predicted model, not a curated record. The transcript is spliced from 3 exons. NCBI's taxonomy places the organism in Eukaryota, Fungi, Ascomycota, Dothideomycetes, Pleosporales, Trematosphaeriaceae.
AUGGCGCCAGCCCGCAGAGACAGCAAUAUCGGGUCCAAAGUCAACGUUCCCUUCAUUAACGCCCUCGUCAUCUGUUCCUUCCUUAGCAUCGUCUGGUACAACGUUACCGAGCUCACCGUCCUUAUCCAGACUUUCUUCAAACGCUAUGCCGGCUUCUACUACUACUCGCUACUGGUCGCGACAUGGGGCAUCUUCUUCCACGAACUCAGCAUGUUCUUAAAGUUCUAUCACAUCAAUGAGUCGAUACCGGGCGACAAUAUUGCAAAUACAGUUAUUGUGUGGACGGGAUGGGUCAUGAUGGUCACGAGGGAAUCUAUUGUCUUGUACUCGCGGCUCCAUCUCGUGGUGCAGGCGCGGCAUCCUUCCUUUCUUGACGAACUGCUCGCCAAGCCCGCAGCCUGGGUCGCGCCGUACUCGGUUGUCGAAAAGGUCCAGGUUACGUGCUUCUUCCUCCAGAAGACAUCCUACAAAGGCGCAAUGUGGCCGGUGAAGUUGAAACUAGAAUUCACUAUCCUGAACCAGCUCAUGAACCUUGUCCAGGGCUACCCUCGGGGCACUACCUCUUCAUCGCCACACACAGGCUCAAGGCCGCACACGGCCUCGAGGCACGAUUUUAGCCGCCACGGUGGGACAAGCUCCUCAAUUCGCGGCACAGAGCAGGGCCACUCCGCCGAAGCAUACGCGAGGAUGGACGGAGAGAUACCGGGAGGCAGAGGAAUAAAGCUGCAAGACCUAGGGGCAAAUGACUUGGUGAAGACCACCACGACCGAGGUUCGUGUGGGUAAAGUUGAGAGGAUAGAGGAGCGUGUAGGAAGCCCCAAGAAUGCGAUACUGAAUGCAAGCUCGAGCGAGGUGUAUAUCAUCGACUAUCAUAAAUGA